UGUCAACAUGAGCGAACACGCUUCGUGAGUUAAACUUAUAUUUUCGUGUUUAAGUCAAGUUUGCUUCAUCUUGUAAACUACCUUAGAGAGGACGUUAACAAAGGAAUCACCAGACAAAGGAAUCCCAGAAAACUCAGAUCUGUAGUCAUGGUGAAAAUACAUUUAAAGAAGGGAGAUGAAAGCCAGUUUUUGUAUGAAACAACUGUUACAGCACCAGUUGAGGAAUUCUUACAUGAUGCUGUUGUAAUUUACAAUGGGCGUCUAAAAGUUGAUAGAAUAUGCGCAGAAAUGGAAGAACUAGCCAAGCAUGGGGUUACGCUACCCCCGAAUAUGCAGGGUUUAACAGAAGAACAAAUAGAGGAGUUAAAACUACGUGAUGAAUGGGGAGAAAAGUGCCAGCCCUCAGGAGGAUGUGUGACCAACAAGGAUACCAUUGGCAGGAGAAACGGUCAAGCCCCAAAUGAAAAAAUGGCAGAGAUGCUGAGAAAGACAAUAAAAGAAGCAAAAGAUAUGAUUUCAAAGGCAAAUGUUGACAACAAUAAAUUUGUUACACAAGCCACAGUGAAAGAGGCCCUUGACAUUUUGCGAGGAGCGACGAUGAUAGUAUACCCCAUGGGCUUACCUCCUCAUGAACCCAUCAAACUGGAGUGUGAUAAUGAGGAAGAUCUCUCAGGCACGCAGGCUUCUCUAGAAGUCAUUGAUCCCAAUGCAGCUGCGGUUUGGUUCUCUGGUAAAGAAAUGAUGCCAGGCAAGAAGUUAUGUGAUUAUAUUGGGAAAAAUGAGAAAACCAAAAUUGUCGCCAAGCUACAAAAGAAAGGGUUAGGAGCCCCGUCCAGAGAACCUGUAGUCAGUCAGGAUCAGCAGAAAGAGAUGAUGGCUUACUACUACAAGAAACAAGAGGAAAUGAAGAAAUUGGAGGUAGAAACUGAUGACUCUUACCUAGACCGACCUUGGGCUGAUGGCCAACAGUUAAAACGACAGUUCCAGGGUUUAAACAACAUCAAAUGGGGCCCCAGAUAACGCAGCCAGUGCUUUCCUUUCAUUCCUUCACCCUCAGUGCAUAUUUUCACAAAACUGGCUGCUCUGACAAUACAUACCAUUAAACUUCCAUUUUCGUUUUGUGGAUGUUCAAAAUUAGUUUCCUAGAUUUUUAGAAGACUAUCUUGUUUGUUAAUUCAUGGUUCAAUUUAAGCUCACUUUCAUUCAGUUUUGCCAGGGAAUGAUGUUGCUUUCCAUUUACUGUUUCGACUUAAUCAUUGCUGAGAGAAGUGUGGGGGUGGGAUUCCAGAACAGAAUAAAUGUUAUAUAUGUAUAAUUAUGACAAAAAUUCUUGGGAGAACACAUGUUUCAUAGCCUACACAUAAUGAGGAAGGGAUAGAACAACAAUGUUGAACUUUCUUUGCCAAGUUAUGCUGUGACACAUGGAAGGGGUGGGGGUGAGGGUCUUUGUUAUUCAUGAUGAUGUCAUACAAACCAGAUCAGAAUCAUUAGAGACUAUAAAGAAACUGCUUUUACAUAAAGUUACGAUAGAAGUUUGAGUUACAAAUUGUGAUAUUGAGACAUUCAGUGAUACUUCACACACACUAGAUGUUGUGGGAGAUAUGAAACCAUCAUGUUGAUAUGUUUGUGAUUUCUAACACUUGGGAAAUGUAUGACCUCUUUAUAUUAGUUUGACAUUCAAAUGUGUUAAAUAAAGCAAUAUAUUA
Molecule: messenger RNA, 1706 nt
Organism: Liolophura sinensis
Lineage: Eukaryota; Metazoa; Mollusca; Polyplacophora; Chitonida; Chitonidae
Product: cilia- and flagella-associated protein 298-like
Exons: 8
Coding region: 148-1020 (290 amino acids)
Biological process (GO): regulation of cilium movement
Source: RefSeq, a predicted model, not a curated record